AUGGUCUAUUUUUCUUUCUUUCUAUGUUCUUUUGAAACUCUUCGUUUUAUAUCAUUUUUUAUCGAAAUUACUGUCUCUCUAUCGGUUAUUCUCUCUCCUCUCUCUCUCUCUCUCUCUCUCUUUCUUUUUGCUUUGUAUUCACCCUCCUUCUCACAUGGUCUAUUUUUCUUUCUUUCUAUAUGUUCUUUUGAAACUCUUCGUUUUAUAUCAUUUUUUAUCAAGUACUGUCUCUCUAUCAGUUUAUUCUCCUCCUCUCUCUCUCUCUCUCUCUCUCUCUCUUUUUCAUUUUUUUGUAUUCACCCUCCUUCUCCACAUGUACUGUCUCUCUAUCAGUUUAUUCUCCCUCCUCUCUCUCUCUCUCUCUCUCUCUCUCUCUCUCUCUUCAUUUUUUUGCUUUGUAUUCACCCUCCUUCUCACAUUGUCUAUUUUCUUUCUUUCUAUGUUCUUUUGAAACUCUUCGUUUUAUAUCAUUUUUUAUCAAGUACUGUCUCUCUAUCGGUUAUUCUCACUCCUCUCUCUCUCUCUCUCUCUCUCUCUUCAUUUUUGCUUUGUAUUCACCCUCCUUCUCACAUCGUCUAUUUUUCUUUCUUUCUAUGUUCUUUUGAAACUCUUCGUUUUAUAUCAUCUUUUAUCGAAAUUACUGUCUCUCUAUCGGUUAUUCUCCCUCCUCUCUCUCUCUCUCUAUCUCUCUCUCUCUCUCUCUCUUCAUUUUUGCUUUGUAUUCACCCUCCUUCUCACAUUGUCUAUUUUUCUUUCUUUCUAUGUUCUUUUGAAACUCUUCGUUUUUAUAUCAUUUUUUCUCAAAAUUACUGUCUCUCUAUCAGUUAUUCUCCUCUCUCUCUCUCUCUCUCUCUCUCUCUCUUCAUUUUCUUUGUAUUCACCUUCCUUCUCACAUGGACUAUUUUUCUUUCUUUCUAUGUUCUUUUGAAACUCUUCGUUUUAUAUCAUUUUUAUCAAAAUUACUGUCUCUCUAUCAGUUCUUCUCCCUCCUCUCUCUCUCUCUCUCUCUCUCUUCAUUUUUGCUUUGUAUUCACCUCCUUCUCACAUGGUCUAUUUUUUCUUUCUUUCUAUGUUCUUUUGAAACUCUUUGUUUUAUAUCAUUUUUUUAUCAAAUUACUGUCUCUCUAUCCAGUUAUUCUCCCUCCUCUCUCUCUCUCUCUCUCUUCUUUUUUGCUUUGUAUUCACCCUCCUUCUUCUCACAUGGUCUAUUUUUUUCUUUCUUUCUAUGUUCUUUUUCUCUUCGUUUUUAUAUCAUUUUUUUAUCAAAUUACUGUCUCUCUAUCAGUUUUCUCCUCCUCUCUCUCUCUCUCUCUCUUCAUUUUGCUUUGUAUUCAGCCUCCUUCUCCCUGGUCUAUUUUCUUUUCUUUCUAUGUUCUUUUGAAACUCUUCGUUUUAUAUCAUUUUUUUAUCAAAUACUGUCUCUCUAUCAGUUAUUCUCCUCCUCUCUCUCUCUCUCUCUCUCUUCAUUUUUUUCUUUGUAUUCACCCUCCUUCUCCAUGGUCUAUUUUUCUUUCUUUCUAUGUUCUUUUGAAACUCUUCGUUUUAUAUCAUUUUUUAUCAAAAGUACUGUCUCUCUAUCAGUUAUUCUCCCUCUCUCUCUCUCUCUCUCUCUCUCUCUUCAUUUUUUGCUUUGUAUUCACCCUCCUUCUCCACAUGGUCUAUUUUUCUUUCUUUCUAUGUUCUUUUUUCGCUCUUCGUUUUUAUAUCAUUUUUUAUCAAGUACUGUCUCUCUAUCAGUUAUUCUCCUCCUCCUCUCUCUCUCUCUCUCUUCAUUUUUGCUUUGUAUUCACCCUCCUUCUCACAUUGUCUAUUUUUCUUUCAUUCUAUGUUCUUUUGAAACUCUUCGUUUUAUAUCAUUUUUUAUCAAAUUACUGUCUCUCUAUCAGUUAUUCUCCUCCUCUCUCUCUCUCUCUCUCUCUCUCUCUCUCUCUCUCUUCAUUUUUUUUUGUAUUCACCUUCCUUCUCACAUGGUCUAUUUUCUUUCUUUCUAUGUUCUUUUUGAAACUCUUCGUUUUAUAUCAUUUUUUAUCAAGUACUGUCUCUCUAUCAGUUAUUCUCCCUCUCUCUCUCUCUCUCUCUCUCUCUCUCUCUUCAUUUUUUGCUUUGUAUUCACCCUCCUUCUCACAUGGUCUAUUUUCUUUCUUUCUAUGUUCUUUUUGGCUCUUCGUUUUAUAUCAUUUUUAUCAAAAAUUCUGUCUCUCUAUCGGUUAUUCUCUCUCUCUCUCUCUCUCUCUCUCUCUCUCUUCAUUUUUGCUUUGUAUUCACCCUCCUUCUCACAUGGUCUAUUUUUAUUUCUUUCUAUGUUCUUUUGAAACUCUUCGUUUUAUAUCAUUUUUUAUCGAAAUUACUGUCUCUCUAUCGGUUAUUCUCCCUCCUCAAUCUCUCUCUCUCUUCAUUUUUGCUUUGUAUUCACCCUCCUUCUCACAUGGUCUAUUUUUCUUUCUUUCUAUGUUCUUUUGA
Messenger RNA from Acanthosepion pharaonis, 2460 nucleotides. Lineage: Eukaryota; Metazoa; Mollusca; Cephalopoda; Sepiida; Sepiidae. The record is from the annotation of a GenBank genome assembly.